CUACGAUAAAUUAAUCGUUAUUUCACUAUCGAUACACACCCAUAUUUAUAUGGUAUGAAAAAUAUUAAAAUAUUGACAAUAAGAAGAUAUAUAAAGUCGCUUACUGCUGAACGUUCAGGGUCGCCCACAUAUAAUUGCUUCUCGUUAAAAAUUUAUAAAACACGAGGUCACAUUAAUUGAUUAUACUUUUCAAGUUUUCUAAUGUAUUCAACGCGCUAAAGAAAUCCAUUCAAAAUGCACUGAUGUUUUCAUUAAUUAUAGUUUAACGCAUAUGCGAUAUACGUCAUGAAUAACGUAAACGACUAUAUCCAUUUUACAUAUUUAUUUGAUAUAAAAUUUUAAAAAAUAAUGCACACAAUAUCGGUUCACAAAUUACAACACACAAUCAAAUUUUCAUCACUCAAACAGCAUUACAGUGGUAUAUAAGAAUAAAGAUGUUUGAUCCAUAAAUAUAAUCUCAGCAUAUAUUUAUAUGUGUGUGUGUGUAAGCUAUUCUGACUAUUAACACUAUUCAGUUCUCAAGCUCAGUUGUACUUUACACGUCGCAUAAUCGUCCGCCUCGCUUGUAAUAUCACGGUAAUUCUGAAUCAAAAUAAACACGCAGUGAAAGGAAGGUAUAAUGUGGAAUCACCUUGGUAGAUGGAUUUGCACGUGUUACAAGAAGACUAGUUAUAAGCACUUAUGUUUUUUGGGUAACGCGAUAUCGUUGUACGCAGAUCAUAGGGUUAUAACUAUUAGCCCGAGUAACAAUCCAAAGGAAACAGUUUUUCCGAGUAAUCACAUAGUCUCUAAAAAGUACACAAUAUGGAACUUUCUGCCAAAAAAUCUUUUUGAGCAGUUCAGACGGAUUGCAAAUUUUUAUUUUCUCAUGAUGACAAUAAUAUCUAUGAUGAUAAUAUCUCCGAUUUCUCCGUUAACCAGCAUUCUACCUCUGAGUUUCGUCGUAUUUGUAACCGCGUGUAAGCAAGGCUACGAAGAUUAUAACCGUUACAUGGCAGACAGACGAAUAAACCGAACAUUCAUCACAGUGAUCCGUAAUAAAUGUGUACAGAACAUACCUUGUGAAGAAAUAGUAGUUGGAGAUUUAGUGAAGGUAUAUCGCGAGCAAGAUGUUCCUUGCGAUCUUUUGCUUCUUUUUAGCACGGAUAAUACGGAACGCUGCUAUAUCACCACAUCGAAUCUCGAUGGCGAAACCAAUCUAAAAGCUGUGAUGAUCCCAAAAAUACUCACGAAAAUGACCAUGUCACAAAUAGCAUCUAUGGAAGCUACUGUUACCUGCCAGCAUCCUUCGUCCGAUCUCUAUGCUUUUCAUGGCAAACUGGAAAUAAAUAACGGGAACAAUGAAAUAGCCAAUGGACAUCUAACGAUUAAUAAUUUAUUGCUUCGUGGAUCCAGAUUAAAAGACACAGAUUAUAUUAUCGGUUGUGCGAUUUACACAGGUCACGAUACAAAACUGUCCCUCAAUUCCAAGAUAAGGAGCAACAAAUUCUCUACGGCUGAAAAAUCCAUCAACAAACACAUCACCUCGUUUAUCGUCUUACUUCUGGUCGAGGUACUAGAAUCUUGUAUAAUGAAAGUUAUAACAGAGGCGAAUGCGAAAUGGGAAUCGUAUCUUGGUACUAUCCAGUCCAUUACUUUCGGUUCAUUGGCUACGGAUUUUCUCAGUUUCACCAUUCUAUACAAUUACAUUGUGCCGAUAUCAUUGUACGUUACUAUAGAAUUACAAAAAUUCCUCGGUUCGUUUUUCUUCAGCUGGGAUCUCGAUAUGUACGACGAAGUCACGAAUCAACCGGCAUUGGCCAACACGUCGGAUCUAAACGAGGAGCUUGGACAAGUCGAAUAUUUGUUCGCGGACAAGACCGGUACACUCACGGAAAAUCUGAUGGUGUUCAGGCGAGCCUCGAUCAAUGGAAAGGUCUAUAUCGAAAAAGAUUGCGAUGGUAAUUUAUAUUUACUACCUCCAAACGGGGACGAAAAUCAAGCAACCCAAUUAAAAACUUGGGAGCCAGAUAUUUGGCAUUUUAUGAUAAGCCUCUCUCUGUGCCACUCGGUUCAAAUUUCACCUCCGAGUCAGACGGCCGGUGUUAUCGCUAGACGCACGGAAUAUCGCGCCAGCUUUAAACAAAAAAAGAUUCUGCAGGUGAACAGUUCCUUGCUGAUGGAUCCGAAUUUACCGGAGUACCAGGCAGCAUCAGCAGACGAAAAAGCUUUGGUCGAGGCCAGUGCCAGAUGCGGGGUGGUCUUCCAAAAAUGCAACAACGACGUGAUAGAGUUAAAAAUUUAUAAGAAUAUUUUGACCUACGAAAAGCUCGAAGUUUUAGAAUUUACUUCCGAACGCAAAAGGAUGUCGGUUAUAGUGAAAGACACUGCUGGAGAUUUCUGGUUAUAUUGCAAAGGGGCCGACUCCGCUAUGUUACCACUGAUUGUCUCAGGGAAAAUCAACGAAGCUAUCACACACGUGGCCGAUUUUUCAAUGAGAGGUCUUCGAACCCUAGUUGUUGGCUAUAAGAAAAUGAGCCAGAUCGAAUACGAUCGACUAUUACAGAGAGUGGAACAAGCUAGACAAAUAAUUGGAAUGGAACGAGCAGUAUACAUGCAGCAAGCUUAUGAUCAGAUGGAAAGCGGGCUCACUCUGUUAGGUGUGACCGCUGUUGAGGAUCGUCUUCAAGAAGGUGUGCCGGAAACAUUGGAGUGCUUGCAAGUAGCCGGUAUUAAGGUGUGGGUGUUGACUGGCGACAAAGCAGAAACUGCGGAGAAUAUAGCGUUUCUUUGUGGUCAAUUCAAGAGUGGUACCGAAGUACUAAGAAUGUUAGAAGUAACCAUAGGGCAAACUUGUCUAGUUAAACUUACGAAUUUUGAGCGAAGAAUUAUUCUCGAGCCUUACAGACAGUACGGAUUACUAGUCGAUGGCUGCAGUAUUGCAACUGCACUAAGGGACCAUGCGGCACAAUUCAGAUCAGUUGCAAUGGCCUGCGAUGCGGUUGUUUGUUGCAGGCUAACGCCAUUACAGAAAAGCCAAAUUGUAAGCCUGGUUAAAAAAGCAAAGAAUAAUCCGCACACCGCGGCCGUUGGCGACGGAGGAAACGAUGUCUCGAUGAUACAAGAAGCUCAUGUCGGAAUCGGAAUAAUGGGCAAAGAAGGUCGGCAAGCGACCAUGUGCUCCGAUUUCGCGAUAGCGAAAUUUAAAUUUUUAAAAAAGGUUCUACUAGUACACGGACAUUGGUACUAUGUAAGAGUCAGCACUUUGACGCAGUAUUUUUUUUACAAGAAUUUUAUCUUCAUUACGCCGCAAGUGUUGUACAACACGUAUUGCGGCUUUUCUGCACAGGCAUUUUACGAUGCAUUGUUCUUAAUGCUUUUCAAUGUAUUGUUUACAUCGUUGCCAAUAUUGGCGUACGGAUUGUUUGAACAGAAUUUUACUGCCGAUAAACUAUUAUGCAAACCAUAUUUGUACAAAUUGCAUCGGCAUAAUUAUUUAUUAACUAAAUGGCAAUUUUUUGUAUGGAGCGCUCUAGCUUUAUGGCAUACCGUUGCCAUAUAUUAUAUGUCACAUGUGUACAUAUCCAUCAAUCCUGUUAUGCUGCAUAAUAAUACAUCAAUAGAUCAGUGGGCAUUUAGUACAUUUGUUUUUCAUUUAGUUACAUUAGUGGCCAAUAUGCAGAUACUAUUACGUAGUUGCUAUUGGACGCUACCCCUUGUAUUAUCAGUAACAUUAUCAGAACUAACGUUCCUUGUAUUUGCGAUUCUUUAUUCAUUCGUGCACGUACGAUAUGACGGCGAUAUGCUGAAAGUUUUCCCAACGUUAUUAUCGUCCAUAACAUUCUGGUUCUUAACCAUCGUCAUUGUUAUGGUUUGUCUAAUCCCCGACUGUUUAGUUAUUAUAUACAACAACUAUAGACCAGUUCGUAUAAUGAGAAGAAAUGAAGAAACACGGCAGUAUACUAACAGUAACAAUACCAAUGAUAACACGGAAAACAGACAACGCUUUUUCAACACGAUCCCAUGGAAAUUCAACUUUAUAUUGCGAAAAGCUAAAUAAAGUGGAACCAGAUUGGAGCACUCCGAUUCUAAUCAAAUUAAUAAAUUGUUUCUCGUAUCAUAAGGAACGUAAGUCAUUCAUUAAUUUAUUAAUUUAUCAUUCGUUCAUCGGAUAGAAUACACAAAUAUGUUUAUCAUUAAACUCCAAAGCCAGUUGUAACGUACUAGUAAAAUUAUGUUACGCGUUACUAUUGUAUUGCAGUGUUUAUCAUUAAACUCCAAAGCUAGUUGUAACGUACUAGUAAAAUUAUGUUACGCGUACAUAUCUAUAAUUGCUUGAUUGAAACAAUGGAACAUUGUUGCAACUCGGAUUAAAGUAGUAACUAGUAGUAAUUUUAGUAAGAUUCAUUCAUGACACGUGCAUUUUUAUAUAAACAUUGUAUUCAUAUAAAUAUUAUAAUCGCAGUACAGUAACGAUACAGUUACUAGUAUAGAUAAGUCUGUUAAUAAAUGUAAAUCGUAUUUUAACGAACGUAUAGUAUGAUUUUAUACUGUUUGGAGUGACUCAGGGAUCGCGUUCUUAAACAAUUUAUAAUUUACGUAUUUAUAUACCGAUUCCAAGGUAAUUCUUUGAUCACUUCGAACAAUAUAAUUUAGUGAAUACAAUGCACAUGCUGUUACAGAAUUCACAGCGUACUAUAAGGAAGAUUAUUUUAUAUAACAAGUCUCUGCAAUUAUCGAUUGUAAAUUAAUAUAGAAUACAACUGUAGGAUAAAAAUACGUACUUUUGUACUUUAUGACUGAAAUACGAACGUUUUUAUUUUUUAAGCGACUGAAUUUUAUAAUAAAAAUUUAAUAAAUAUA
Molecule: messenger RNA, 4842 nt
Organism: Bombus pascuorum
Lineage: Eukaryota; Metazoa; Arthropoda; Insecta; Hymenoptera; Apidae
Product: phospholipid-transporting ATPase IF-like
Exons: 19
Coding region: 620-4039 (1139 amino acids)
Biological process (GO): phospholipid translocation
Cellular component (GO): endoplasmic reticulum; trans-Golgi network; plasma membrane
Molecular function (GO): magnesium ion binding; ATPase-coupled intramembrane lipid carrier activity; ATP binding
Source: RefSeq, a predicted model, not a curated record